This is a messenger RNA of Lolium perenne, 1234 nucleotides long. Lineage: Eukaryota; Viridiplantae; Streptophyta; Magnoliopsida; Poales; Poaceae. The record is from RefSeq and is a predicted model, not a curated record.
GAUCAUCUCCGAGCGCCGGUGCAGCCGCAUCCGCUUCAUGGACUGCACCAAGAAGCUCGGCACCUUCACGGAGGACAACGUGGGGCUCCAGCGCCGGAUCGUCGAGCGCUCCGGGCUCGGUGAGGACAUGUACCUGCCCGAGGCUGUGCUCAACAUCCCGCCCAAGCCGUCCAUGGCCAACGCGCACAAGGAGGCAGAGACGGUCAUGUUCGGCGCUUGCGACCAGCUCUUCGCCAAGACCGGCGUCAGGCCCAAGGACAUUGCGAUCCUGGUCGUGAACUGCAGCCUGUUCAACCCGACACCGUCGCUGUCCGCCAUGGUCGUGAGCCACUGCAAGCUUAGCGGGAACAUCGUUAGCUACAACCUGGGCGGCAUGGGGUGCAGCGCGGGGCUCAUAUCCAUCGACCUCGCCAAGGACCGGCUCCAGGUGCACCCCAACACGUACGCCGUGGUGAUCAGCAUGGAGAACAUCACCCUCAACUGGUACCUCGGGAACGACCGCUCCAUGUUGGUGUCCAACUGCCUGUUCCGCAUGGGCGGCGCCGCCAUCCUGCUCUCCAACCGGCGCUCCGCCCGCCGCCGCUCCAAGUACCAGCUGGUGCACACGAUGCGCACGCACAAGGGCGCCGACGACAGGGCCUUCGGGUGCGUGUACCAGCAGCAGGACGAAGACGGCAAGACGGGCAUGUCGCUGUCCAAGGACCCCAUGGCCUUCGCCGGCGGCGCGCUCGAGACCAACAUCACCACGCUCGGCCCGCUGGUGCUCCCCUUCAGUGAGCAGCUCCUCUUCUUGGCCACUCUCGCCGCCAAGAAGUUGUUCAACGCCAAGGUGGUGAAGCCCUACAUCCCGGACUUCAAGCUCGCCUUCGAGUACUUCUGCAUCCACGCCGGCGGCCGGGCGGUGCUGGACGAGCUGGAGAGCAACCUGCAGCUGUCGGAGUGGCACAUGGAGCCGUCGAAGAUGACGCUGCACCGGUUCGGCAACACGUCCAGCAGCUCGCUCUGGUACGAGCUGGCCUACGCCGAGGAGAAGGGGCGGAUCAAGAAGGGAGACAGGACGUGGCAGAUCGCGUUUGGGUCCGGAUUCAAGUGCAACAGCGCCGUGUGGAGGGCGCUCCGGUCGGUGAACCCGGCCAAGGAGAGGGACAUGGCCGGGAACCCCUGGGCCGACGAGAUCCACAGGUUCCCCGUGCCCGUGCCCAGGGUCUCCGCCGUUGAUCCCAACAACAAUUAG